Messenger RNA from Seminavis robusta, 528 nucleotides. The record is from the annotation of a GenBank genome assembly. Lineage: Eukaryota; Bacillariophyta; Bacillariophyceae; Naviculales; Naviculaceae.
AUGCACAAGGCAUCAAGAUCCGCGGCUCUGUUGAUCCUGUCAUCAGCACUCUUUCAGUGUGUCGAGGGAUUUUCUACCUCUUCGUUUCUCGUCAGGACGACCACACAACUCAAGGCAACCAAAGAAGAUGCCGAGAAAAUGGCAGAGAGCUUUGAAGAGCCAAAGUUGACUGAAGCUGGACUGCCCGAAUUGAAGGGUGAUUUCGAUUGGGACGCCAAAUUUGGAGGAGACGAAGAUUGGAUCACAGAAGACGUACCAGGAAAGGUGGUACUGGACGAUGUGACCCUGGCACAGCAAGUGACUGCCCUAGACCAGUUGGAAACCAAAUGGAGAAAGGACCGUCUGCGAGCGGAAUACGACGACUCCAAAAAGGUUGGCUUUGUCGGAGAAGCAGAACUCUUGAAUGGUAGAUUUGCCAUGUUUUUCCUGGCGACUGGGCUGCUGACAGAGUUGUGGACGGGCAUUUCCCUUCCAGGACAGGUGGAAGAAAUGUUGCGUAUUGGAGGUUUCAUCGGGUUCGGUGAAUAA